Messenger RNA from Ornithodoros turicata, 534 nucleotides. Its product is annotated as globin-like. Gene Ontology annotation, biological process: response to hypoxia; oxygen transport. NCBI's taxonomy places the organism in Eukaryota, Metazoa, Arthropoda, Arachnida, Ixodida, Argasidae. Gene Ontology annotation, molecular function: oxygen binding; oxygen carrier activity; heme binding. The record is from RefSeq and is a predicted model, not a curated record. The transcript has a single exon. Bases 1 to 534 code for a protein of 177 amino acids.
AUGGGCCAGUCAAGCAGCAAGGACUCAACCGGUCAAAGACCUGUCGUUCUUGACCUUAGUGGUCCCUUGACAGCUGAAGAAAAGAAGGCAAUCAAAUUAUGUUGGUCCAAGAUAUCUGAAAACUACGCUUCCAAUGGCGUAGGUCUGUUCCUGGAAUUCUUCAAGAAAUACCCGGAGUGCAAGGAGGUAUUUCACGAUUUUGCAGCGAUGAGUCUCGAAAAGUUAACUACCAGCCCACGACUGUCCGCUCAUGCUCUGGCCGUCUUCUACUUUUUACAAGCAGUUAUUGACAAUAUAGACGAUGAAGUUCUGGUAGAGGCCCUGAUACGCAAGAAUGGCUUGAGCCACUCUCGUCGCAAAGGGGUAACUACACAACAAUUCGUUUAUCUCACGAACGUCAUGAAGGACUAUUUCCACCAGCUGGUCGGCGAUAAGUUGAUGACGCCAGUGGCCAUGUGUGGCUGGGAAAAAUUGCUCAACACAGUUCUGUCAUGCAACGAGAAGGCCUUUGAGGAAGCGAGGCGAAAGAAAUGA